GAAAGUCUCCUCCCACUCAUUCUUCUUCUUCAUCUACCCACUUUCGAUAGAAAGCAUAAUCCCUACCACAGACUCAGAACGGUGCACAGGAGCAAUGAUCCUUCAAUUGCUCUCUCUGUCUCUCAUCCUCUACGUCUCCCCUUUCUUCCUCACCCAAUCUUUAUCUGCCACCCUCUCUCUGGGCUCCACACUUCUUGCCUCUAACACCAACCAGGCUUGGACCUCCCCGAAUUCAACCUUUUCUCUCUCCUUUGUCUCUGUUGGUGCUUCCUCCUACGCCGCCGCCAUCACCAACUCCGGCGGAGCCGCGGUCAUCUGGACAGCUGGUGGGGACAACGGAACCGUUGACUCUGGUGGGUCCCUUCAAUUGCUCUCCAGCGGACUACGCCUUACCAACGGCUCCGGCGCCACCGUCUGGGAAUCCAGCACGGCCAACCGUGGAGUCUCCUCCGCGUCUCUGACCGAUUCCGGUGAACUGCUGCUAAGCAAUGCUAGCGCCACUGUCUGGUCCUCCUUCGAUCACCCAACUAAUGCUAUCGUUCCGUCGCAAAAUUUUACUUCGGGUAUGGUUCUCCGAUCUGGGUUGUACUCGUUUUUUCUUCUGAGUUCAGGUAAUCUCACUUUGAGAUGGAAUAAUAGUAUUGUGUAUUGGAAUCAGGGGUUGAACUCGUCAAUAAUAAAUGCUAAUUUAAGUUCGCCGAGUUUAGGAUUGCAGAGUACUGGGAUUUUGUCGAUCUUUGAUUCUAAUUUGAUUGGUGGGACGAUAAUAGCAUAUAGUAGUGAUUAUGCAGAAGGGAGUAAUAUAUUGAGAUUCUUGAAGUUGGAUAGUGAUGGGAAUUUGAGGAUUUAUAGUUCUGAUGGGGGUAGUAACACUAAGACUGAGAGAUGGGCAGCAGUUACUGAUCAGUGUGAGGUUUUUGGUUUCUGUGGAAACAUGGGGAUUUGUAGUUACAAUGAUACUAAUCCAAUUUGUGGAUGCCCGUCCCAGAAUUUUGAGCCUGUUGAUGUGAAUGAUAGAAGACAAGGGUGCAAGAGGAAAAUGAAGAUUGAGGAUUGUCCGGGGAGUGCAACUACGUUAGAAUUGCCGCACACUAAGUUUUUGACUUACCAACCUGAGCUAUCUUCCGAGACUUUCUUUGUGGGGAUAUCAGCUUGUAGAUUGAAUUGUCUUGUGAGUAGUUCCUGUGUUGCUUCCACUUCUUUGUCAGAUGGAACGGGGCUGUGUUACUUAAAAACGCCAGAUUUUGUUAGUGGUUAUGAGAGUCCUGCACUUCCUAGCACUUCUUAUGUCAAGGUUUGUGGACCAGUUUCACCAAACCCACCUCCUUCUUGGGAGACUGCAAAGAAAAGUUGGAGGCUGCAGGCAUGGAUUAUAGUGGUUGCGAUUGUGGCUACCCUUUUUGUUUUGAUUGCAUUGGAAGGUAGUUUGUGGUGGUGGUGUUGUAGGAAUAGUCCUAAAUUUGGGGCUCUAUCAGCCCAAUAUGCACUUCUUGAGUAUGCAUCUGGUGCACCUGUUCAGUUCUCCUACAAGGAGCUGCAGCGCUCAACCAAAGGAUUUAGAGAGAAGCUUGGAGCUGGAGGAUUUGGGGCUGUCUAUAAAGGAGUUCUUGCUAACAGAACAGCUGUUGCAGUGAAGCAACUGGAAGGGAUUGAGCAGGGCGAGAAACAAUUCAGAAUGGAGGUUGCCACAAUUAGUAGCACCCACCAUUUGAAUUUAGUGAGAUUGAUUGGUUUUUGCUCUGAGGGUCGUCAUAGGCUUUUGGUAUACGAGUUCAUGAAGAAUGGGUCUCUAGAUAACUUCCUUUUUGCAACAGAUGAGCACUCAGGAAAGAUGUUAAAUUGGGAGACUCGAUUUAAUGUUGCUCUCGGAACUGCCAGAGGGAUCACAUACCUUCAUGAGGAGUGUCGAGACUGCAUUGUUCACUGUGAUAUAAAGCCUGAGAAUAUCCUUUUGGAUGAAAAUUACAAUGCCAAGGUGUCAGAUUUUGGCCUGGCUAAACUCAUAAACCCAAAGGACCAUAGACACCGAACCUUGACAAGUGUCAGAGGGACAAGAGGGUAUCUGGCACCAGAAUGGCUUGCAAAUCUUCCAAUAACUUCAAAAUCUGACGUUUAUAGUUAUGGAAUGGUUUUGCUGGAGAUAGUGAGUGGAAGAAGGAAUUUUGAAGUUUCAGCAGAGACAAAUAGGAAAAAGUUCUCUGUGUGGGCUUAUGAAGAAUUUGAGAAAGGUAACAUGGAGGGAAUUCUUGACGGGAGGCUUGGUGAUCAAGAUGUGGAUAUGGAGCAGGUCCUUAGGGCAAUCCAGGUUAGCUUUUGGUGCAUCCAGGAACAACCAUCUCAGAGACCAAUGAUGGGCAAGGUAUUGCAGAUGCUAGAGGGAAUCACAGAUGUUGAGAGACCACCAGCACCAAAGGCUGUCACCGAAGGUUCUCUUAGUGGGACCAGUAUAAAUAUGAGCAGUAACAUCAGUGCUCUCUCAACUUUUGCAGCUUCAGCACCAGCCCCCUCUUCAUCUUCAUCAUUGCAAACUCCAGGGGUGUCAUCUAUUGUUUCAGGAAGGAAUACAGAGAAGGCAUCUUCUUCCCUGCUAGAAUCAGAGACAAAAUGAAGUCCACAAUCAGACAUCAAAAGUUCCCCACAAAAAUUGACCCUGGAUUGGUAACUCUCUAAAUCUGCAUUUCACAUGAAGUCAAUGGGGUUAACUUGGUGCCGAUAUGAUACAAUUGUUGAUGAUGUUGAAAUGAUAUCUUGUAAAAAUUUGUCAGCCAUAGCAAAUGAUUUUGUCAAGAUGGUGCUUCACUGUUUUAGGUUAAUUGUUGAAUUCCAUUUCCUUCAGACAUGUGGUUAGUAAUGUCGCAACCAACGUAUACUCUAACUUGGGAUCAAUAUGAAUAUUGGAAAUGUUUACACUACCAAGAAAUUUUCCAGUUGAAGUGCUUGGAUAUCCAGAGGAAUUGUAUAAACCUGUUAAAUCCCCUGUUAGUUCUUCUAGUAAGAAGAACAAAAGCAACAUAGGGAAGGAGCCUGUUGUUUUAUGCGGUUUAUUGGAAAAUCCUUCUGCACUGCCCUUGUUUUUACCAUUUCACUUACCAGGGCAACAAUAUAAAAACCGCUGCUUGCA
Rubroshorea leprosula is the source of this 3121-nucleotide messenger RNA. NCBI's taxonomy places the organism in Eukaryota, Viridiplantae, Streptophyta, Magnoliopsida, Malvales, Dipterocarpaceae. The record is from the annotation of a GenBank genome assembly.